Molecule: messenger RNA, 1568 nt
Organism: Spodoptera exigua (beet armyworm)
Lineage: Eukaryota; Metazoa; Arthropoda; Insecta; Lepidoptera; Noctuidae
Source: the annotation of a GenBank genome assembly
AUGGCGGACUUAGUGCCUGCCAUAUGGCAUCCUGUACCUUUGGGUCAAGUAGAAAACUCGGCGAAAGAUAGAUCGUCAGGACCGUUUCAAGUCAUCAGCGUGAUAAGAGCAUGUGAGAUGAUGCUGCACGCGUGGAACAACUAUAAGCUGUAUGCCUGGGGCAAGAACGAGCUGAAGCCGAUGUCGAAGCGAGCUCACUUGUCGAGCGUGUUCGGUGCAGGCGAGCUUGGCGCCACCAUCGUUGAUGGUCUCGAUACUCUGUACCUCAUGGGGCUCAACGACGAAUUCCGAGAAGGACGGGACUGGGUCGCUGAACAUUUGCAUAUUAAUGAAAUUGAUUCCGACUUGUCUGUGUUCGAAACGACGAUCCGGUUUGUUGGAGGUCUCCUGUCAUGUUUCGCGCUGACCGGAGACACAAUGUUCAGAGACAAGGCGGCGGAAGUGGCCGACGCCUUGCUGCCAGCAUUCGACACACCCACCGGGUUGCCAUAUGCUCUCAUCAACCCGUCCACCAAGGCAAGCCGUCAAUACCACUGGGCGGGACCGAACAGCAUCCUAUCUGAACUGGGAACGCUCCAUCUGGAGUUCACCUACCUCAGUGACGUCACGGGCCGUGAUAUUUACAGGCAGAAGGUGAGUCGCAUCCGUGAGGUUUUGGAUCAGAUCGACAAACCUGGCGACUUGUACCCCAACUUCAUCAACCCACGGACUGGACAAUGGGGACAAAGGCACAUGUCGCUUGGCGCUCUAGGCGACUCAUUCUACGAGUACCUGCUGAAGGCGUGGCUGAUGUCUGGCGGCGCGGACGAGCAGGCUCGCAUCAUGUUCGACACAGCUAUGCAGGCGGCGCUCGACAAAAUGCUUCGUGUCUCGCCCUCCGGCCUUGCUUACCUAGCUGAGCUUAAGUACGGACGUAUCAUUGAAGAGAAGAUGGACCAUCUGUCUUGCUUCGCUGGCGGUAUGUUCGCGUUGGCGUCGACUACCCUCGACAAUUCGAUGUCGGAGCGUUAUAUGGACGUGGCUAAGAAGCUGACACACACCUGCCAUGAGAGCUACGCGCGAUCCGAGACCAAACUCGGCCCUGAGGCAUUCCGAUUCUCCAACGCGGCUGAAGCGCGUGCGCAGAAGAGCAAUGAGAAGGUGUACCUCCUGCGACCUGAGACUUUUGAGAGUUACUUCAUCAUGUGGAGACUGACCAAGCAGCAAAUGUACCGCGACUGGGCCUGGGAGGCUGUUCAGGCCCUGGAGAAGCACUGCCGCGUGGAAGGUGGCUACACCGGGCUCGUGAACGUAUACCACCCCAACCCGCAAGGAGAUGACGUGCAGCAGAGCUUCUUCCUCGCCGAGACACUCAAGUACCUAUACCUGAUAUUCGCUGACGAUUCGUUCCUGCCGCUUGACGAGUGGGUGUUCAACACCGAAGCCCAUCCGCUACCGAUCAAGGGCAAGAACCCGCUGUACCGUGGCGUUGACAAGCCGGUCCUUCCGGAACCUGCGCACGCGCAGAACAACAGGAUAUAAGAACAUCACUCAAGUAAUUUGUUAAAAAAAUGUUUCUUUUCACUAGA